GCGCCGUAUCCCGCCCACGGGCGGCCCCGCCCCCCGUGGGCGCUGGGCGGGAGAUUUGGGCUCCGCCGGUGGCGCUCGCGCGAGAGCAGGCCGGGCGCGCCAUGGAGCCGGAGGGAGAGCGGGAGCGCGAGCGCCUCUUACACACCCAGAGGCUAAAGGCUGCAGUUCACUACACUGUUGGUUGUCUGUGCCAAGAAGUUGCAGAAGACAAAGGCAUUCCGUUCAGCAAACAAACCAUUGCAGCUAUUUCAGAGAUCACCUUCAGGCAAUGUGAAAAUUUUGCAAAAGACCUUGAAAUGUUCGCAAGGCAUGGAAAACGAACUGUAAUCAAUUCAGAAGAUGUGAAGCUUUUGGCCAGGAGGAGCAACUCUUUGCUAAGGUAUAUCACCCAGAAGAGUGAAGAGCUUGCAUUGAAUAAUCUGGAACAAAAGGAGAGGAAGAAAAAGAAGUCCAGCGCAGCAAAAGGAAGACGAACCUCUGAUGAGCAGGUGGAGGCUGCUAUGGCUGAGAGUGAGGAUUCCAACAUGGGAUGAUCUUCCUCUCAAACCACUUCUUUGCUUGCAAUCUGCUUUGAAACAUGGAGCAGUAAGGAUCCAAUACUAUCCUAGGGAAACAACUGCAGCCUAUUUGUAUGGGAACUCCAUUGGGAGUUGCCUUUGUGGGGUAGCUACAGCAUUGAGUCCUUAGGUUUUAGGUGAACACGAUUAAUGUUUUAGUUCCAUCUGCAAAAACAGGCAUCAACACCAAAAGCUUUUUAGAGGUCAUCAAAGGAAGGCUUACAAAGACAAGUAUUGCCAUAUUUUCAUGUUUUUCUAUUUAUAUUUCCCAAAAGAGAAUUUAUUAUUGAGUGCUUGAAACUCUAAAGCAAGGUAUCCUUUGCCUAGCCACAUAAAAGAAUCUAGAGUGUGAAGGACGCUUUCUGGCAAUCCUCCAUGUCAUUUGUGGUUGGCUUCUUCAAAUUGCUAGUCUGAAUUGUGAUACUCCACACUUGUUGGUUGCUACUUUGCUGAAGUGUAUAAACAUUUUUCAGCCAUAACUCAUGUUUGUCAUUCUUUUUGGCUAUUAAAGUAGAUUUUCCUGCAUCA
Molecule: messenger RNA, 1085 nt
Organism: Caretta caretta (loggerhead turtle)
Lineage: Eukaryota; Metazoa; Chordata; Testudines; Cheloniidae
Gene: CENPS
Product: centromere protein S
Biological process (GO): replication fork processing; resolution of meiotic recombination intermediates
Cellular component (GO): FANCM-MHF complex
Molecular function (GO): chromatin binding; protein heterodimerization activity
Source: RefSeq, a predicted model, not a curated record